UCCAUUUUGCUCAUUUGCAAUGAAUGUGCUGUUGAAAAGUUAUGCAGGCAUAAGACGAAGCUGCAGUUCAUUUGGAAGCAACGCAUUUAAUAUCAAUUGAUAUUCAUUUUGGGAUGUUUUUCAUCAACUAUUUUGGUACUUUUCUGAUAUUGCACUUCUAAUAAGAGAGUGUAUGAGCCAUGGAUCAGAACAGCAGCAGUGGGAACCUGAUUCUAAUUGAUAGCGACCCCAGGGUGUUGAGGGUGAAGACUGCCAUAGUGCAAAUGCUGGUGUGGUUCUUUAUUUACAUCGACAUCUUCAUGCUCUUCACCUUCUUCAGUAAGCAGGCUUUCCGGGGCACCGCACGCUACAUCCUGUUUGCUCACACCCUGCUGGUGGACUCUGUACUCCUGCUGGUCACUGACCUGGUGGUGCUGCUUGGCUACUUCAACGUGCUUAUACCUGUCAGUUACUGCAUCGUGUUCUGCGUUCUCAUAGGGAUCACCAUUAGAAACACGCCUUACACCAUCACUGCUAUGUGCCUGGAGCGCUACGUGGCCAUCUGCAUGCCGCUUAGACAUGCCAGCAUCUCCACCACUGGCAAGACCAUGGCUGCCAUCGCUGUCGUCUGGGCAUGCAGCUCGGUCAAAGUCAUGAUGGACCUCGCCAUCCUCGUUGUUAUGGCCCCACCGGGCUACUUUGCCAAGCCCACUUCAUGCCAGUACCACAUCUUGCUGUUGACUGAGUGGCACAAUGCCAUGCAUGUCAUCUUAAAUGAGAUGAUCUUUGGUAUUAUUAUGGUGAUCUUGCUGUUCUGCUACACCAAGAUCAUGCUGGCAGCUCAGACUGCCUCUGGAGAUAAUAAGCAGUCUGUGUCAAAGGGGCGACGCACGCUCCUGUUUCACGGCCUGCAGCUCAUUCUGUGCAUGGCUGAAAUGUGGUCCCCCUUUAUACUGGCUGCUGCUCAGAAGCAAAGUCAACACUUGUACCUGACCAUCAGAUUCUUCGUUUUCAUUGCUUUAACCAUUAUCUCAAGGGCCCUGAGUCCCCUUAUCUAUGGCCUUCGGGAUAAAAAGUUUUGCCUUGCCCUGAAAUAUUACAUGAGCUGCAAGGUGUACCGCUCUCUGGAGAAACGUAGCAGCUUAGAAUGAAUGUGUACUCCCAAAAAAGGAUUAAACAAAAAUGCAGAAAUUUGAUAAGUUUGCAUGAGUUUUAAUGAAGAGGUGAUAUAAAAUGUCAACCCUAAAUUACUGUGUAUUACAAGAUUUGCAUCUUCUAGUUCCAAUCAUUUUCUAUUGUAUAAAUUUCAUUUAAACAAAAAUGAGCCAGGAUCCCCUUCUACAUUUCAAAAUUGCAGUUCAUAAAACCUGUACCUUCCAACCAGCAUUUUUCAAGUCCAAAGAGUUUCGUUUUUAGU
Messenger RNA from Anguilla anguilla (European eel), 1396 nucleotides. Its product is annotated as odorant receptor 131-2-like. Gene Ontology annotation, biological process: G protein-coupled receptor signaling pathway. Gene Ontology annotation, molecular function: G protein-coupled receptor activity. The record is from RefSeq and is a predicted model, not a curated record. Gene Ontology annotation, cellular component: membrane. The transcript has 2 exons. Bases 180 to 1130 code for a protein of 316 amino acids. NCBI's taxonomy places the organism in Eukaryota, Metazoa, Chordata, Actinopteri, Anguilliformes, Anguillidae.